UGAAGGAUCUCAAACCCGUUUUCUUGAUACGAGGAAUACUAUCACGGUCAGAUGCAUUCGACAACAACCAGUACGGCAUUUCAACAGUACAAGAUAUCGCUAUGCAGUUGAAACCCAACAGCUUUUGGUUAAAUGUUCAGAGGAGCAGAGGAGAGAAGCGUGGAAGAACGUUAAGGAGGGAGAAGUGAAGAUAGUUCAAAUAAGAGAUACUUGUUUUCAUUUAGAGUCUUUGGAAUAAGUAAUACUUGUUUUGAGUUAGAGUCUUUCUAACUCUGAGUUUGAAUGGUAUUUAGCCGUUGGAGGUUUGUCAGUUAGAGAUAGCUUAGAAUUUGGGUUGAGUUGUGAAACUUGGAGAAGAUCGUCUGGGUGAGGCCAGCGAUUUCUCAGAUCCAGAUUCUGAGUUGUAAUCUGUAUUUCUCUUAUUGAUUACGAGUAAUAUACACUGGGAUUGAGUUUUCGUUACAAAUCUAUAUCAAAACUCUAUCAAUUGGUGCGUGAGCUCGGUGUUCUGGCGAUGGCGUUUACCGACGAAGUCGACGAUCGGAUCAACUCGAUCGACAACACAGUCGCGGAGCUGCAGAAUCAGGUCGAGGUGAUUAGCGGAGGUUGGAAGAGGUUGACGAAUUCGAACGACGAGAUGAAUAAUCGGAUCGGUUCAGUUGAGAAGGAACUUUCAGCGGUGAUUCAGAUCUUGAAUAGACUCGAAUCGCACAUGAUCGGAGAUAAAGGAAAGGCUGUGGCAACGUCAUCGACUCCGGUGACUCAGGUACCGUUUACUUUUCCUCGGAACGAACCUGGAUCAGAUGAGUUAGGUUAUCGGACUAAUCAGAACUCGUUUGCGAAUCGCGAUAGUCUCUUGAAAAAAAUUGAGUUACCUGUGUUUGAUGGAUCGCUUCCGUAUGGUUGGAUCUCGAGAGUGGAAAGAUAUUUCAGGGCAGCUCGUUAUGAUGAUCAACAGAAGGUUGAAAUGGUAGCAUUGAGUUUGACAGGAGCUGUUGGUAACUGGUAUACAUGGGAGAAUGAAGAAGAACCAUUCCUUAGCUGGAAUCAGUUCAAACAGAGGAUGCUAGAUCGUUUUGCAGAAUCAAAAGACGAUGAGCCGCGAAACAGGUUGUCAGCAUUGAAGCAAACGGACUCAGUGCAGACGUAUGUGAGGGAGUUUGAAGAGUUGAUCAACGUGGUUAAGGGCAUUGAUGAAGAUAACUUGGUCAGUCGGUUUUAUACAGGGUUAAAGCCAGAAAUGAAAGAAGUCAUCCGAAUGAAAGAACCAAAAGGACUAAGGAAUCAUAUCGCUGCAGUGGUAAAGAUGGAGUCGAGUAUGUUCUGUAGAUUGUUAGCUGGAAAAUCACAACCAGAGCAGUCGUCUACAAAGAAUAACAGUUCAUGGAGUAGAGCCAAACCGUCGGGUGGUGACCAACAUCUUGAUAAACUAAAGACAGCUGCUACAGAGAAGCUUACAGCGGCUACAGUAGCUCGUCCAAGACUAGAUUUGACACCAGAGGAACUGGCUGAGUUAAAACGUUUGAAACUCUGCUUCAAAUGUAAAGCGAAAUGGUUUAAAGGUCACUUGUGUGGGAAUCCUAUAUUGCAAGUAUUCACAUUGAUCAAUGGUUCGGAAGUUGAGUUAGGAGAGUGUACGCAAGAUGAAGAAGAAGCGAUACAAGACACUACUGGUUCUCAGUUGAUGCAGAUUUCAUUGUUCUCAUUUUUAGGAAUGGAUUCACCUACAACGAUGAAAGUGCGCGGAAGAGUUGGCAACCAUACCAUGACUAUUCUGAUUGAUAGCGGGGCCACACAUAAUUUCAUUGCUCCUACAUUCAUCAAGAAAGCUCAUUUACCGACAAUCACAAAUACAAAGCUACAAGUGUUACUAGGCACAGGCAUAAUAGUGCAAGGCUUGGGUGUUUGUACACAAGUUCCACUGCAUAUACAAGGUCUGGAGUUUGUAGUCGACUGUAUUGCUUUAGAACUCAGUGGAGUUGACCUGGUUUUAGGAGUACAGUGGCUCCGAAAGCUUGGUCUUUGUGAAAUAGAUUGGGAAAAACAAGAAUGGAGUUUCGUGUGGGGUAAGGAGAGAGUCAAACUACGAGGAGAAAGUGACCUCCACUUACCCACCAACGCUCUGCAAUCACUCUUUCCGGUCUGUUAUGAUGCGAUGCAAGAUGUUGCGGGCCGUUGGUUAUACACUCACAACGUUAGUGCGACCUCUUGUGAGAUAACUCCCAUUGAAAUUUCUUGUGUGUUAGAAGGCUUCUCAAAAGUAUUUGAUAUGCCUGGAGGUUUACCACCAAGGCGUGAUAUUGAACAUCAAAUCUUACUGAAGCCGGGUACUUCUCCUGUCAGUGUACGUCCAUAUCGCUAUCCACAAGCUCAUCAGGAAGCUAUGACUACAUUGGUUCAGGAUAUGUUACAGAAAGGUAUCAUAAGAGCCAGUCGAAGUCCGUAUUCUAGUCCAGUUUUAUUAGUCAAGAAGAAAGACAAGUCGUGGCGUUUCUGUGUGGACUAUCGAGCAUUGAAUCAGGUUACAGUUGCGGAUAAGUUUCCAAUUCCAUUAAUAGACCAACUGUUGGAUCAGCUACAUGGUGCUAUGAUAUUCUCGAAGCUGGAUCUUACCUCUGGUUAUCAUCAGAUUCGAAUGCAGCAAGAGGAUGUAGAGAAGACUGCAUUCCGAACACAUGAUGGACACUAUGAAUUCUUGGUUAUGCCGUUUGGAUUGACAAAUGCACCGGCGUCAUUUCAAGCUUUAAUGAACGAGAUAUUCCGUCCGUACCUGAACAAGUUUAUAUUGGUGUUUUUUGACGACAUUUUGGUAUACAGCUCCAGUCUUGAAGAACAUGCUAAACAUUUACAACUAGCGCUGUCCAUACUGGAGCAACAUCAACUAUAUGCUAAUAAGAAGAAAUGUGUUUUUGGUCAGAAGAGUGUAGAGUAUUUGGGCCAUGUGAUAUCAGAAAAGGGGGUUGCUACGGAUAGUGCAAAAACAGAGGCGAUGCGGUUAUGGCCAACACCAAAGAAUGUCAAGCAGUUGCGAGGGUUCUUGGGUCUUACAGGGUACUACCGUCGCUUCAUUCAAAGCUAUGGGUCGUUGGCGAGACCAUUAACGGAUUUAUUAAAGAAAGAGCAGUUCUUAUGGUCAUCGGCAACACAAGAAGUAUUUGACAAGCUAAAAGCAAAGAUGUUAGAAGCUCCGGUAUUAGCGUUGCCCGAUUUUACUCAGCCUUUUGUGGUCGAAACUGAUGCAUCGGGGUUUGGUAUUGGAGCAGUGUUGAUGCAGAACAAACGUCCUAUUGCAUACUUUAGUCAUGGAUUGUCAGCUCGUGAACAACAAAAACCAAUUUAUGAGAGGGAACUUAUGGCAGUGGUGUUGGCAAUUCGCAAAUGGAAACACUACCUAUUGGGACGUCGGUUUGUGGUGCACACAGAUCAGAGAAGUCUUAAAUAUUUGCUGGAACAGCGUGAGGUCAGUAUGGAGUAUCAGAAGUGGCUCGUAAAACUGUUAGGAUAUGAAUUUGAUAUUCUGUUUAAGCCUGGGAGUGAGAAUGCAGCUGCAGAUGGGUUAUCACGGAUAGAUCAUUCAGGGGAGCUUAUUUCAAGUUCAGCAUUGUUCGCGUUGACUACUCCAUCAGCCUUGCAAUUGAAGGAAUUGUAUCAAGAGAUAGCAGAUGAUAUUGCCAUUCAAGAUACAAUUCGUUUGAUUAAAGAAGGUAAUACUGUGAAAGCGGGGUUGACAGUUGGUGAUGAUAAGCUCUGGUACAAAGGUCGUUUGGUGAUACCAAAAACUUCCACGAUGAUACCUCUUAUUUUAGCAGAGUGUCAUGAUGGUAUAGCAGGAGGACAUUCGGGCGUUCUAAAGACAGUCAAAAGAAUUCAGUUAUGGUUUCAUUGGGAGGGUUUGUUUCGCGCAGUGCAGCAACAUGUUGCAGCUUGUCAGAUUUGUCAAACGCAUAAGUACUCUACGUUAUCUCCAGCAGGACUUCUCCAGCCAUUACCAAUUCCAGAUCAGAUUUGGGAGGAUUUGUCUAUGGAUUUUAUUGAGGGCCUGCCGAUGUCGUAUGGUAACAAUGUGAUACUAGUGGUUGUUGAUCGUCUCAGUAAGUACAGCCACUUCAUGCUUCUGAAACAUCCGUUCACGGCGGCUGAGGUAGCAAAGCGUUUCGUGGCAGAGAUAGUUCGUCUUCAUGGUUUUCCAAAGUCUAUUGUUUCAGAUAGAGAUAAGGUGUUCCUCAGCCAAUUCUGGAAGGAGUUAUUUCGUUUGGCAGAAACAAAGCUCAAGUUCAGUACGUCGUUUCACCCACAGACAGACGGUCAAACAGAGGUUCUGAACCGGUGUUUAGAGACGUAUCUACGCUGCUUUGCGUCCAGUCAUCCUCGUACGUGGUCGAAGUUUUUGAGUUGGGCAGAGUUAUGGUAUAACACGUCUUAUCACACAUCGUUGCAUACAACACCAUUUCGUGUGGUAUAUGGUCGUGAUCCUCCGGGUUUACUUCGUUAUGAACAAGGCUCUACAGAGAAUGGUGAUUUGGAGUCAAUGCUUCUGGAACGUGAUGCUAUGUUGGAAGAUGUGAAACAUCAACUUAUUCAUGCGCAGCAGUUAAUGAAGAAUAACGCAGAUAAGCAUCGUCGGGAUGUGGAGUUCGAAGUGGGCACGAUGGUCUUCUUGAAGCUUCGUCCCUAUAGACAGCAAUCAGUGGCUCGUCGUGUGUGUCAGAAGCUUUCUGCGAAGUAUUUCGGUCCUUACAAAGUGGAGGAGAGGAUUGGAAAGGCAGCGUAUCGACUGCAAUUGCCUACUUCAUCCAAGAUUCACCCUGUGUUUCAUGUAUCUCAGCUUAAGGCAGUGGUGGGGAAGCAUCAUGUGGUCUUGCCGCUACCGGAGUUGAACAUCGAUGAUGAGGAGCUGGUAUUAUCGCCAGAGGAGAUACUGGAUUCACGUUACAAUGACGUUGGUCAGUUGCAGGUUCUUGUUAAAUGGCACGGUAUUCCAGCUGAGGCAGCAACUUGGAUGGACGUUCGUGAAUUCAGGAAGCAGUUUCCUUCUUACCAGCUUGAGGGCAAGCUGAGUGUUAAAGGAGGGGGUAAUGAUAAGCUUGACAGAGUCUUUGUUCGUAGAGGAGCAGAGGAGAGAAGCGUGGAAGAACGUUAAGGAGGGAGAAGUGAAGAUAGUUCAAAUAAGAGAUACUUGUUUUCAUUUAGAGUCUUUGGAAUAAGUAAUACUUGUUUUGAGUUAGAGUCUUUCUAACUCUGAGUUUGAAUGGUAUUUAGCCGUUGGAGGUUUGUCAGUUAGAGAUAGCUUAGAAUUUGGGUUGAGUUGUGAAACUUGGAGAAGAUCGUCUGGGUGAGGCCAGCGAUUUCUCAGAUCCAGAUUCUGAGUUGUAAUCUGUAUUUCUCUUAUUGAUUACGAGUAAUAUACACUGGGAUUGAGUUUU
Messenger RNA from Raphanus sativus (radish), 5423 nucleotides. RefSeq names its product glycerophosphodiester phosphodiesterase GDPDL4. NCBI's taxonomy places the organism in Eukaryota, Viridiplantae, Streptophyta, Magnoliopsida, Brassicales, Brassicaceae. Bases 515 to 5140 code for a protein of 1541 amino acids. Gene Ontology annotation, molecular function: glycerophosphodiester phosphodiesterase activity; nucleic acid binding. Gene Ontology annotation, biological process: lipid metabolic process; DNA integration. The transcript is spliced from 3 exons. The record is from RefSeq and is a predicted model, not a curated record.